GCCUCACUGUUACCACCAUUAACCCGUCUGCAUGGCCAGCACGGUGGUCGUGGGAAGUAAGGAGAAGUUGGUGUUUGCAGUCAAUGGAGAGAGGGUGGAGCUGUCUGGAGUCGAUCCCUCGACCACACUCUUGGAGUUCCUUCGUCUUCAGACUCCUUACAAGGGAGCCAAGCUUGCGUGUGGAGAAGGUGGCUGUGGUGCUUGUGUAGUCCUUAUCUCCAAAUAUGAUAGGCAAAGGAAACAGGUAGAAGAUUUUGCGGUUAGUUCAUGCUUGACUCUUCUAUAUAGCCUAGACGGUUGUUCAAUUACUACCACUGAAGGCCUAGGAAACUGCAAAGAUGGGUUCCAUUCAAUUCAUGAAAGAUUUGCAGGCUUUCAUGCCUCCCAGUGUGGUUACUGUACACCAGGGAUGUGCAUGUCCCUUUUCUCUUCUCUUGUUAAUGCAGAUAAAAGCAGUCGACCAGACCCAGCUCCGGGUUUCUCCAAGCUUACGGUAUCUGAAGCAGAGAGUGCAAUUGCAGGCAAUUUAUGCCGCUGCACUGGCUAUCGUCCUAUUGUUGAUGUCUGCAAGAGUUUUGCACAAGAUGUUGAUAUGGAAGAUCUGGGACUAAAUUCAUUUUGGAGAAAAGGAGAGGGUGCAGAUGUAAAGAAACUACCCAUGUAUAUCCCUAAUGAAAUAUGUACAUUUCCAGACUUCCUAAGAUGUUACUCGUCUGGUCCUCCUCUAGUAAAUACUAGCACAUUUGAAAACAAGAUCUCAAGAAAGGAUCAAUGGUUUACUCCAUCAUCUAUGGUCGAACUUACGAAUAUAAUGGAGUCUAUGACAGAAAAAAUGGAACUGGUUGCUGGGAAUACAAGUUCUGGUGUUUUCAAAAGGAUGCGCUACUUUCACCAUUACAUUGAUUUGACACAUAUUCCAGAGCUGUUGAGGAUUAGAAGGGAUGACUAUGGCAUCGAAUUUGGGGCAACUGUUACAAUUUCCAAAGUCAUAGACACACUACUAGGAGAAGAAAUGGUAUUAGGAAGUGAAAGAGGGUUGGUGUUUAGGAAAAUAGCUAAUCAUCUAAACAAGGUAGCAUCAAAAUAUGUACGAAAUACUGCAAGCUUGGGAGGGAAUUUGAUCAUGGCACAAAGGAAACAGUUCCCUUCUGAUAUUGCCACAGUUCUCCUUGGUGUCGGCUCAUGUAUCAAGUUACAGACAAGCACUGGACAACUGACUCUUUCUCUGGAGGAAUUCUUAGAGAUGCCCCCGUGCAGUUGUAAUAUGAUCCUUGUAAGUGUUCAUAUCCCAAUCUGCACUCAGGAAAAAUCUAUUAAUAAUGGUAUCAUCCACAGGAGAAAUGCCAAAGAACCUAAAUUGAUAUUUGAGACAUAUAGAGCAGCUCCACGCCCCCAUGGAAAUGCAAUUGCAUAUCUCAAUGCUGCUUUCUUGGUAGAGGUUUCAAAUGAUAAACUAUCAGGUGAUGUUGUUCCAGAACGUCUAAGGCUGGUCUUUGGUGCAUAUGGUACUAAACAUGCAGUCCGGGCAACAAAGGUCGAGGAAUUUUUGGCUGGAAGGAUUCUCACUCCACCUGCAUUACUUGAGGCCAUACAAUUGCUUCAAAAAAUCGUGGUGCCUGAGGCAGGCACGCCAUUUCCUGCCUACAGAUCAAGUUUAGCUGCUAGUUUUCUUUUUGCUUUCCUUCAUCCACUUGUUAAAGGUUUAGAAGGACCUAAAUGGAACAUUGGAUCUAAUAGAUGUUGUGAUGGUACAAACACUGAUGCUCCAUUCUGUGACUUUGGUACUAAAUGUUCAAAUUAUUCAAGGAGCAAUAACAGUCAGCCAGAACUCUCUAUGAAUUUGGAUAAUGGGAGAACUUCGAGUACCAAAUCACCAUAUGAACAUAUAGAGAGAGUUAAUGUGAUGUCUGGAAGGCAAGUGAUGGACAUCCACAAUGACUGUUAUGCAAUUGGUGAACCUACUAAGAAAGUUGGAGCCGAACUCCAAGCAUCUGGUGAAGCAGUAUAUGUGGAUGACAUUCCUUCUCCAAAGGACUGUUUAUAUGGUGCAUUUGUUUAUAGCACGAAACCUUUGGCGCAUGUAACGAAGAUUGAAUUGAGCUCUAGUUCGGCAUCUCAAGGGUUUGUUACACUUGUUUCAGUUAAAGAUAUUCCAAAGGGAGGACAAAAUGUGGGAUCUCAGACACUAUUCGGGAGUGAACCCUUAUUUGCUGAUGAUAUUACUGAGUUUGUUGGUCAACCACUUGGUCUUGUGAUUGCAGAAACACAAAAAAAUGCAUGUAUUGCUGCUGAGAAUGCAAGCGUGUACUAUGAUACUGCAAAUCUAGAACCUCCAAUUUUGACCAUUGAAGAUGCUGUAUUAAGAUCUAGCUUUUUCCAUGCCCCACCUUUUUUCGUCCCACAACAGAUUGGGUGUUUCUCAAGAGGAAUGUCUGAGGCUGAUCAUACAAUUCACUCAGCUGAGGUGAACAUUGGCUCACAAUAUUAUUUCUACAUGGAGACACAGACAGCACUUGCCAUACCAGAUGAAGAUAAUUGUGUGGUCGUUUACAGCUCCACGCAGGUUCCUGAGACGUGCCAAGUUGUAGUUGCCAAAUGCCUUGGUAUUCCAGAGCAUAAUGUGCGUGUAAUCUCAAGAAGAGUUGGAGGUGGAUUUGGUGGGAAGGCCUUCAGAUCCAUUCCUGUUGCAACAGCAUGUGCGUUAGCAGCCCAUAGGUUACGUCGACCUGUUCGAAUGUAUCUUGACCGUAAAACAGAUAUGACAACAGUAAUGGGAAGACACCCUAUGAAAGUGAAGUAUUCGGUAGGUUUUAAAGAAGAUGGGGCCAUUACUGCACUGCAUGCCGAUAUAUUAAUUGAUGCAGGGGUAUCAGCAGAUGUCAGUCCAGUUAUACCAUUAGCUGUAGUAGAAGCCAUGAAGAAGUAUAAUUGGCAAUCCCUUUCUUUUGACUUCAAGAUAUGCAAGACUAAUAGUCUAAGCAAGUCAGCUAUGCGUGGCCCAGGAGAUGUACAAGGUUCAUUUAUUGCUGAAACUGUUAUUGAACAUGUGGCAUCAGAACUCCGCAUGGAAACCCACCAUGUGCGAAAGGAAAAUUUGCACACGUUUGCAAGUCUUAAAAUGUUCUAUGGGAACAGUUGUGGAGCAACCCCUGAUUACACAUUGCCUGUGGUUUUGGACAAGUUGAUUGAAUCCUCAUGCUUCUAUAGUCGAGCUGAAAGUGUAAGACAGUUCAAUAGCUGUAACAGAUGGAGAAAACGUGGAUUAUCUAUCUUGCCUAUCACGUAUGGGGUCAUGUUGAGGCCAACACCUGGAAAAGUAAGCAUUCUCAAUGAUGGUUCAGUUGUUGUUGAAGUUGGAGGCAUUGAAUUAGGUCAAGGACUCUGGACAAAGGUGAAGCAAAUGACUGCAUUUGCUCUUGGUAAUUUAUUAAAUGACAUAAGUAAAGAACUUCUGGAUAGAAUACGUGUUAUCCAGGCAGACACUUUAAGUCUAGUACAGGGAGGUUACACUGCUGGGAGCACCACAUCUGACUCGAGCUGUGAAGCUGUGCGUUUGGCAUGCAAUGUAUUGGUGGAAAGGCUCACACCUAUAAUGGUAAAAUUGCAGGAGGGCGUUGAAAUUGUUUCAUGGGAUGCUUUGAUACUCCAGGCACAUCGUCAAAUGGUGAACCUAUCAGCAAGCACUUACUGGGUUCCUCAUCCUGCUUCACUUAAAUAUCUGAACUAUGGUGCUGCAGCGAGUGAGGUGGAGGUAGAUCUUUUAACAGGGUCUACCACUAUUUUGCGUACAGACAUAACAUAUGAUUGUGGAUUAAGUCUCAAUCCUGCUGUAGAUCUUGGACAGAUAGAAGGUGCAUUUGUUCAAGGAAUAGGUUUCUUUAUGAUGGAAAAGCAUGUCACAGACUCUGAUGGGCUAGUGUUAUCAAAUGGUACAUGGACAUAUAAAAUUCCUACGGUUGACACAGUUCCACGACAGUUCAAUGUUGAAAUAUUAAGCAGCGGCCAUCACAAAAAUCGUGUUUUGUCAUCCAAAGCUUCUGGAGAACCGCCAUUACUUCUGGCAGCUUCAGUGCACUGUGCAGCAAGGGAAGCCAUAAAGGCAGCAAGAAGUGAUAUGCGUACUUACAGUAAUUCUGAGACGCCUUCGGUAUUCUUUAGGAUGGAUACUCCUGCUACCAUGGACUAUAUCAAAGAACUAUGCGGCUUAGACAAUGUUGAGAGAUACUUGCAGAGUGUGAUCGCCAACAGCUAAGGCAUGCCUGAUGCUGUGUUUCACAUGUAGUUGCAUGAAUUCGUAUGCCGAGAUUUCCUGGUUGUGUCA
This is a messenger RNA of Nymphaea colorata (pocket water lily), 4321 nucleotides long. Its product is annotated as indole-3-acetaldehyde oxidase-like. Gene Ontology annotation, molecular function: 2 iron, 2 sulfur cluster binding; oxidoreductase activity; FAD binding. NCBI's taxonomy places the organism in Eukaryota, Viridiplantae, Streptophyta, Magnoliopsida, Nymphaeales, Nymphaeaceae. The transcript has 10 exons. Bases 32 to 4252 code for a protein of 1406 amino acids. The record is from RefSeq and is a predicted model, not a curated record.